AUGUCUUUCUCUAGGCUCUGGUUCCCCGACUCUCCGUCUCACGACAUUCAGAUGCCGUCGCCCGACAUGGUCUCCGUCAGGGCUUCAGUGAGAUUGGAUGAAUCUGGCGGCGACAUCGAGGGCUCAGUGGUAGUGCCAUGCUCAACGUGCCGUACCGCGACGGUGCCCGAUACUUAUGAAGGGUAUGAUAAAGAGCAUAACCAUUUGGGCGCCCAGCCAGACCUGCUAUCGAGCAGCGUUGCAGGCCAACCCUCCACCAGCUUCGAGAUGUCGGGCGCCGCAUGGCCUGUCUUCAGUGAUCAUGGUAUAAAACCGACCUCAUAUAUGGAACAGUCGUAUCACGAUCGCGAAGACUGCAACACGCAGAACAUCGGUACGGGUGCGAUCUCCUCACCGUAUCGACUCGCCGGACCUCCGAGUGGCCAAUGUUCAACUCGAGCCCAACAACAAAAUGUCAACGCCGGCGCCACCUCCCAACAUUCCUCCUCGUGGGUGCUCGAGUCUUACCCGUAUGACUAUCGCCGUCCGUCCUCAACUGGAAGCAAUGAUCAUCGCCUCGAAAACAGUGCGUGGUUGAUGGGACAAAACGAGCAGGCGUAUCCGGUCGGAAAUGGAACGCUCAAUUGUGAACCGUUCGAGUCCACCGAGCCCUUCGACAUGCUGUUGUCGAAUCAAUACCCGAGCUCCGCCAGACUACCGACACCCGACAUAUUUGAGUUACUGGCGGAAAACUCACCAGGUCAUUCGCCGACAUGCCCCUCGAGCACUAUGGGCUUUUCCGCCACCGAAAUGUCCCACCCUUUCAACUCCGCCUCUCGCCAAAAAUUUCCUGACCUUCAAUCUGCCUUGGAUACUAUUUGUCCACCUCUGAAUCCAAUACUUGACUCCUUUCUCUAUGCGUCCCCUACCGCCACCUUCGAGCCAUCUGCAUCGUCGGUUGCGGUAUCGUCCUGGUACGCGAGAUCGCCGUCGUUGUUCAAGUUGAGAGACGGAGGUGGAGCCGUUUUCACCCAUGAGCUCCGAGUCGAGAGUUCGCCGUCCGCGUCGGUCGGUGUUGUUGGUAGCGGGUCGCGAGCGGAGUUCAACGAAAAUGGGGUGGUUGUGGUCGAGAAUGAGCAUGGAGAAGUGAACCGGAGACCAACGCACGGAGUUGAAGCGGCGAGGAUGGAGGUGGGAAGCUCGAACCAAGAUGCAUCGGGUCGUGGCGCCACAUGCCCACAGACUAACAUAAGCCUAAACACAACUCGUCCGGGGCAGCGUAGACUACUGCCUGCGCCACCACCUGCUCCCGAGCGAGUUUCUGUACUUGAUACACGCCCUACCGACCAGAAUACGGUCGGUGGCGGAGGAAUAGGACGAUAUGCUGGUGCGGGUGUCGGCGUUGGUGUCGGUGGUGUGGUUCACCGUGGCACGAUGAAUGGAGGCAGGCCUCAACCGAUGAGGCGAGUCGAGGCAAAUGCUGCAGCAUCGACGCACAUCCUCAGGGUGUCUGAAGCGCCCCAAAAUCCACAAAUGCUCAGCGUGCCCUGA
Molecule: messenger RNA, 1530 nt
Organism: Stereum hirsutum FP-91666 SS1
Lineage: Eukaryota; Fungi; Basidiomycota; Agaricomycetes; Russulales; Stereaceae
Exons: 8
Coding region: 1-1530 (509 amino acids)
Source: RefSeq, a predicted model, not a curated record